UUCUACAUGUUCCUUCAUUGAGUGUGAAACUGAUAAACAACGAAAUUACAACAUGGAUUCCACAGUGCUCAGCAAUAACUCCCUGAAAAUAAGCAGUGAGAGCUCUGAAGAAAUUUAUGAGGAUUAUUACAGUGGUAACCCAGAUGCACCCUCAGUGUGCAGGUAUGAAAGACACGGUGCUCUGUUCCUGCCUGUCCUGUACUCCCUCUGCUUUGUCAUCGGCCUCAUCGGCAACAGCCUUGUCUUCUGGGUCAUACUGGCUCGUGUGAAACUGCGAAACAUGACGGACGUCUGCCUCCUGAACCUGGCCAUCGCUGACCUGCUACUGCUCUGCGCCCUCCCCUUCCUGGCACACAGCUCCAGAGCAGACUGGGUCUUCGGUGAAGCCAUGUGCAAAAUCAUCCUUAGCACCUACUACAUUGGUUUCUACAGCGGCAUCUUCUUUGUCAUACUGAUGAGCAUUGAUAGGUACCUGGCGAUCGUCCACGCUGUCUAUGCCUUGAAAGCCAGGACGCGCACCUAUGGACUUAUUGCCAGUGCUGUGGUCUGGAUUCUAGGGUUUUUGGCUUCAUUCCCAGAGGUUCAUUUCAUUACUGUUGAUCACCUGUCUAACGACACACAGUGUUUAGUUAAUUACAAUACAAAUAAGUCCUUGACAGUAUUUGGCCUGUUAAAAAUGAAUGUUCUCGGCCUUCUGAUUCCAUUAGGCGUUAUGGUGUUCUGCUACUCAAUGAUCAUCAGGAGGCUGCUCCGCAGCAAGUCACUGAAGAGCAAGACAAUACAGCUUGUGCUCUUGGUAGUUGUGGUCUUUUUUUGCUGUUGGGUUCCAUACAAUGUUGCAUCAUUCUUCAAGGCACUUGAACUUUUACAAGUCUACACUGCAUGUCAUUCCAGCAAGGCUAUCCGACUGAGUCUGCAAAUCACAGAAGCUCUCGCUUAUUCUCACACCUGUUGGAACCCCAUCCUUUAUGUCUUUGUAGGGGAAAAGUUCAGGAAACACCUCCUAACCCUUAUAAACAGGGCUUUCAGCAAAGAGCACUCCUUCUUUAUUACUUCUUCACCAUCAGUGCACUCCCAGUCAAGCAAAUCUGAAUAAAUAUCACCUUAUACAGGUGGCAGACAAAAUAAUGGAAGCAACAUUGAUAUCAAGGACCUAAUUAAAUUCACUUUCAUAGAGUGCUCUUCUCACACAGUGACACAGAGCACUGAACAAAGGAUCAGAGGCACAAUACAAAUAAAAGGCUGGCUAUAUAUUGAAUUACUAUAACUAUACAAUUAAAGCUAUAAGUAAGCCUGCUGGAACAAAAGAGGAGCAAAUGAAAGGAAGAAAAAAUGAACCAAAAGACAAGGGAGGAAAAAAAAAUCUCUGGGGGUCCCAGUGCCAGUGCUGCCCACCCAUACUGAGCAUUCUAAAUUUAAAAAAAAAAAAGGAGACAUAGCAUCACCACUAGAUGCUAAUAAGAAGCAGGGCCACCUUUCGCCUCCAGAACAGUUUCAUUCCUUCUCUGAUGCUGCCACACAAGUCCUGAAUUCUGUGAAAAGCCUGCAGUGCUGAGGAAUAAAGGUGGAAAUUGUCUUCAUAAUUUGCAUUGCAGAACUUGUCUUAAAGGUUCAUUAAUGUUGAAUUGUGGUGACUGGGAAGGCUAUGGAAGGUAUUGAAUUCAUUUAGCAGUGAGUAUGGAGGCACUAUCAGCUAUCAUUACGGAAACAACAUACGGGAACAAUGUUUGCACCAUAGAGGGCACCUAGUCUUGGGAAAUGGCCUCAUAUUCCUUGGCCAUCAUACGAUCAUGCAGAGCUGCCAUCAAACCUAAUGACUCUCAUGAGAUGGCUGUCCAUAUUAUUAAAGAUCCCCUAUCAUGUUUAAUAGUUGGUAACAGACUGUUGACAGCACACAAUCAUCCUUUGGUUUUCUCCCAACGUAAACCCAUCCCUGUCAGAAAUCAGGUAAAAGGUGACUCAUCAGACCAUAUUACUUUUUUUCCAUUGCUCGGGGGUCCAGAUUUUGUGCUUUUUACACCAGAUUGUGUGUCUGUGUGUUGUCCUUGGAUAGAAUUCUAAAUAGCAGCCAUGCCAUAAAUUCCACCAUUGUGAGGCUCAUGAGGUAGUUUUUCUACAGACUAGGUCACACAAGUGCUUGUUCAUUCCUGUGGUAAUUUUUGAGGCCAUACAUUUGUGGCACCAAGCAAUUAUCCGUUAAAGAGUCCAUUUAUCCAUGUUUGUGAAUUCUGACUGGUGACCAUAGUUUACCAAUGCAGCUUGUCCAUGUUUGGCAUAUGCGUU
Molecule: messenger RNA, 2283 nt
Organism: Scleropages formosus (Asian bonytongue)
Lineage: Eukaryota; Metazoa; Chordata; Actinopteri; Osteoglossiformes; Osteoglossidae
Product: C-C chemokine receptor type 4-like
Exons: 3
Coding region: 53-1096 (347 amino acids)
Biological process (GO): immune response; calcium-mediated signaling; G protein-coupled receptor signaling pathway
Cellular component (GO): external side of plasma membrane; membrane
Molecular function (GO): C-C chemokine binding; C-C chemokine receptor activity
Source: RefSeq, a predicted model, not a curated record